Molecule: messenger RNA, 369 nt
Organism: Penicillium subrubescens
Lineage: Eukaryota; Fungi; Ascomycota; Eurotiomycetes; Eurotiales; Aspergillaceae
Gene: rpt3
Product: proteasome regulatory particle base subunit RPT3
Exons: 2
Coding region: 1-129 (42 amino acids)
Source: RefSeq, a predicted model, not a curated record
AUGCAAGAGGCCGGUCUCCGGGCGGUGCGCAAGAACCGAUACAAUAUCAUCCAGACCGACCUGGAGGAUGCCUAUGCCGCCCAGGUGAAGAGUGGCCACGAGGAUGACCGUCUUGAGUUCUACCGGUAAGCUCGGUAUUGCUUGGGAGCGCGUGGAUGCGGGUGAUGAAAGUGUAGCCCGGACCGUUGUAUUAUCAAUAAUCUGUGAUACUUGGGAAUACAUUCAGGAUUCAAUUUUUGAGGUAGGACUCGUGAUAAGAUGCGAUGUGAUAGAGAAGCCGUACUACGUAAGGGAAGGGUCAAGAGACAGGCAAAAUUUCGGCUGCAUUGUACCACUCAGGGUCUAGUAAACAGUAUCAAACUGGAUAAA